CAUCAUGUUCAAGCGGUUGAGCGAGAAGUUCGUCAAGGCGCCGGUGAGGUCUCCGUCCGCGGAUGCCAAGGCAGAGGACGACGUGAGUCUCUUCGGCGAAGCGUCCGUUCCCUCUCGUACUGACAGCGGCAGUCAAAUCGUGUCGGCGGAAACGAUGGCUGCCGCGUCGGCAGCAGCGUCCGCGGCAGCGUCGGGUAUGUUUACUUUUAUGAAGAAGGCGCAGAGUGCAGCGACAUAUGCGGCAAAGGAAGGGUCUGCUAAGGUGAAGAAGGCAUUGGACGCUGCUGACAUGGACGCGCUCCAGCGCAAACUCAACCAUGCGCUCGACGGCACCGCGACAGUCGACAUAUCGUCGCUCAAUUUCACGUACGUCACGGACGACAUUGUCGCGAUGGGAUUUCCCACCAAGGGAAAUGGACACAAGAUGGGUCCCAUUAAGGAUAACCCAAUCGAUGCCGUCGCCAAGCACCUCAACACGGAGCACAAGGGGCAUUACAUGAUUUGGAAUCUCAGCGAGGAGUCGUACGACUACACGUGCUUUGACAACCAAGUGCUCGAGUUUUACUUUCCUGGACACCCCGCUCCGCCCCUAGGCUUGCUAUUCAAGAUCUGCGCGUCCAUUGAAAGCUGGUGUGCCGCCGACCCGAAGAACAUUGCAUGUAUUCACUGCUUGACCGGCAAGGGACGCACGGGAACUGUUGUCGCAUGUUACUUGGCUUGGGUGGGUCUGUUCGACUCGCCGAUGGAAGCGCUCCAGCAUGUCGGAGAUCGAUGUCGCACUCCAGUCGAGCGCUUGACGAUACCGUCGCAGCGGCGGUACCUUUCAUACUUUACCAACGUCCUGGACGGUGUCAAACCGCGCAGUGUCCCGCUCUUGCUGCGCCGCGUGAUCAUCAACCAGAUCCCGGUGUUUGGGUCCCGAACGACCGUCGAAGAAGAUGGGCUGACCGAGUUGGUCGAAGAAGGGUGUUGUCCAUACCUACAGAUCUUCAAGGGCGGGAAACUCAUGUUCACGACGACGUGGACAGCGGUGAAAGAAGGCACGGGCGUCCAGUGGGUGAGCACAUCGGACCUGUCGCUGAGCUUCCACGUCGACUGCAUGCUCCAAGGCGACAUCUUGAUCCGGUGUCGCCACCUCACCGACAGUGGUGGCCGCAUCUCGAUGUUCCGCGCCGCGUUUCACACGGGAUACAUUCCGAUGGGCAUUCUCCGCUUGACAAAGGGUCAGCUGGACGGCGCGUGCCAAGACAAUCGAUUUGCGUCCGACUUUUUUGUCGACUUGAUCUUUGCACCUGUCCAGUCGAGCCGUGGCAGCGACGGGACGUUGAGCGACGACGGCGGUGGACGCAGCGAAGGCGUCGCGCUCUCCGAGCAAGACAAGGAAGCGUACGACGAAAUGCUGAGCAAGGACGAGCGAUUCUGGACUGACAUUGACGAGCGCAAGGCGCGUAUGGUAGCCGCCGCCAAGGGAGACGCGUCCAAGAAAUCGAUCCCUGGCGCGUCGACGUUUAGCAUUGUGUCGGAACAAGAUGACAUUCACGUCGAGUACGAGCGAAAAGGCAGCUGGGACGAAAACUGCGACAAAGACUUGAUGGAUGCGCUGAAGGCGGUGCCGGCAGAACCCGCGGAUAUCGACGUGGCGGCGACGACGCGGCCGACGGACGUGAUGGUGGCGGCCGUCGAGUUUGAAAGCAAACAAGCCGAGCUCGACGACGACCGCCUGCUGGAAGACUUGAACCAGUUGAACGAAGUCGCAACGACAGCCGACGGCGACGCAUUCGACUUUGCAGACGAUGAUUUUGACGAACUGGAAAAGUAUUUGAGUACGCUAGCCACGAAAGAAUAAGCAGCUUGUUGUUGGACUCGUGGCGACUGUAGAGCACGAGAUGGAUGCA
Messenger RNA from Aphanomyces invadans, 1895 nucleotides. RefSeq lists its product as hypothetical. The transcript is spliced from 3 exons. Gene Ontology annotation, biological process: dephosphorylation. The coding region runs from base 5 to 1846 and encodes 613 amino acids. Gene Ontology annotation, cellular component: cytosol. Lineage: Eukaryota; Oomycota; Saprolegniomycetes; Saprolegniales; Verrucalvaceae. Gene Ontology annotation, molecular function: phosphatidylinositol-3,4,5-trisphosphate 3-phosphatase activity. The record is from RefSeq and is a predicted model, not a curated record.